Molecule: messenger RNA, 1979 nt
Organism: Episyrphus balteatus (marmalade hoverfly)
Lineage: Eukaryota; Metazoa; Arthropoda; Insecta; Diptera; Syrphidae
Product: mitochondrial glutamate carrier 1-like
Exons: 6
Coding region: 305-1237 (310 amino acids)
Biological process (GO): L-glutamate transmembrane transport; aspartate transmembrane transport; malate-aspartate shuttle
Molecular function (GO): L-aspartate transmembrane transporter activity; L-glutamate transmembrane transporter activity
Source: RefSeq, a predicted model, not a curated record
UCGAUUAAUCGAAAUUUCAUAUUUCAGUUCAAUUUCGUACGUUUUGCGUUUUCGAGUUACUAGCGUAGCGAAAUCGAAAGCAAGUUACUGUACGUUCUUGUCUAGUUUUUUUUUCGGUGGUAUGUUGGAUUUCUUUAAAUUCCAACUGUGUUUCUAGUCAUCAAUUAAAGUGAUCUCCUUCCAUAACAAAGUCAAAUAAAUAUUCACAAAUCAAGUUUUAUCAUCCACAUUCCCAGAAAAUAAAUUUUCGAUUUUAAAGUUCCUUUUGAAACCCAAAUUCAAUAUUUAAAAAAAGAUUUGCAUAAUGUCAUCUUCAUCGCAGCCUCAACAAUUUGCACUCUUGCCAAAAAUCAUUAAUGGUGGUAUUGCUGGUAUAAUUGGUGUCUCAUGUGUGUUUCCAUUGGAUUUAGUUAAGACGCGAUUGCAGAAUCAACAAGUUGGCCCAAAUGGAGAGAAGAUGUACAAAAAUAUGCUCGAUUGCUUCCGAAAGACGUACCGUGCCGAAGGAUACUUUGGCAUGUAUCGCGGAUCGGGUGUGAACAUACUCUUGAUCACCCCUGAAAAAGCCAUCAAACUAGCUGCCAACGAUUUUUUCCGACAUCAUCUGACAAAGGCUGACGGUAAACUUCCAAUUACUCAUCAAAUGGCCGCAGGCGGUCUUGCAGGUGCUUUCCAAAUCAUCGUUACCACUCCAAUGGAAUUGUUAAAAAUUCAAAUGCAAGACGCUGGUCGUGUUGCAGCACAAGCCAAAUUAGCUGGCAAAACUGUGCCCAAAACUUCUGCUACACAAAUUGCAAGUCAAUUAAUCAGAGAAAAAGGUAUCUUUGGUUUGUACAAAGGAAUCGGUGCUACUGGCCUGCGAGAUGUGUCGUUUUCAAUUGUAUACUUUCCACUGUUUGCUACUUUGAAUGGACUUGGACCACGAAAAGCUGAUGGUUCAGGAGAUGCCGUAUUUUGGUGCUCCUUCCUAUCUGGAUGCGCUGCUGGUUCUAUGGCUGCUUUGGCUGUCAAUCCUUUCGAUGUAGUAAAAACUCGCCUUCAAGCAUUGAAAAAGGCUGAAGGUGAAAAAGAAUUCAAAGGAAUUGGAGAUUGUAUCACAAAAACACUGAAACACGAAGGGCCAACUGCUUUCUUCAAGGGUGGACUCUGUCGAAUGAUUGUGAUCGCACCGCUCUUUGGUAUUGCCCAAAUGAUUUACUUCUUAGGUGUAGCCGAAUCGUUACUUGGCCAGAAGUAAGACUAAGUCAAUUAAAUUGUUAUUCCAACAAAUUUUAUAAGCAUAAAAGUCAUCCACCCAAAAUAUUAGAAAUGAUAUAUUAUAUAAGUGUGUUAUAUUUAAUAAGAUGAAUGUAAAAUUACUUGCAAAGCAUUUAAAAAGCAACAUAGAGUUUUAUGUGUGUUAUAUGCCAUUUUAGUUUUAAACUUCAUAAGUGUGUUACAUGUUUUGAAUAUAAGUAUAAAACAUUGUAAAGGUAUUGAGCCAUUCAAACAAAAUUUAUAAAACACCGCUGCCUAGUGUAGACAAAUGCCAAACGUUUAUUGCAUUCAAUAUUAAAUAUUGUUGCAAUAUAACUGUUGUUAAAAAAAAAUAAUAUUGCACCAAUACACUGAUAAAAAUGACAAUAAAUUUGAUGCCACGUCGAUUAGUAAUAUAAUUUAGUAGUUGACACAAAAAAGAAGCAAUUAUUUUAUAUGAAAAUUUAAACUAAGAAAAAUAUCUUCUCAAAAUUCUCUUACUCAGAAAUAAUAUUGUAUUGUAUGUAAAUGAAAAACAAUAUUAUUAAGUACACUAUGUCAAAGACAUUUUGCAGUAUUUUAAGUAAAUUUCAUUCACAAAUCCGAUGAUAAAAAAAAAUUCUAUAAGAAAAAAGCUAAACGAGGUAUUAUUGUUCUGUGUGCAGUUUUUUUUUUGUCUAAUAUUAUUAAAUUGUUUGUUAUUUUACUUUAAGUUAAAAUUUAAUUAAAAUAUCGAUCAAUUA